AAGCAAGAUCGACCAUCAGCGUCAGGAUAAACACCUCAAAUACAUAUCAUCUUGCAAUUUGCAACUUGUGGUCGUAAUACACCCCUUGGCAAGACAUGUCUAUGCUCGAUCCUCCGACCGUUCCGACGAGCAAGGACUCUGCUCAAUUGGCAUUGCUACAACAAGCAUCCAGCGUGGCUCAACAAGCCAGCCCUCAAUUAGCAGCCCUUUAUCGAGCUCGGGUUCGGCUGCUUUCGGAUCUACCAUCGGAGAGCACUCGAGGCUGGUGUUGUUCCACCUGCGGCAAUUUGAGGGAUGGCUACGGCUGGAAGCUCGUCCGCGGACAGAGAAAGAAGAAGUCUGCACCGAAGGAAAAGAGGAUAAAGAAUAGCCUGGCAGAUGGGUCGGACGUGCUCGGGACCAACGCCGAGGCAGGUCCGAGCAAACCGUCUUUGGCUCAGAAAAACGUCCUGAAGGGGAAAUGCAGUAUAUGUGGCACCGCCUUCAAAUCGAAAGGAUCGAAGAGCGAGGUCGUCGCUAGCUUCCCCUCAGCGAGAUCGGCUGCCAGGCGAACGCGGUCGGGCGCCGGACAAGUCAAUCCUGAAAGGGCGAGCGAUGUUCUGGACUUGACGCCGUCUUCGGUCGUCCCUGUAGAGGUGGAGCUAGACCACUCGAGCCCUGCCAAGCCGCUCACGCCCAACCUCCUGCAAGCGUCGCCAUCGCUGGCUCAUAUCCCAAUAUCCGAUCCAACACCAGCGAGCUCUCCUCUUCCUCCUACUUCUCCAUCAUCUCUGCCAUCCACCUCGACGCCAUCGUCUAGGUCUGCUACACCUGUUGGAGGCGUACCGAAGGGGACGACAGGCAGGAAGAAGAAGAAAUCGGGCUUGGCAAAGUUAUUGGCCGAUAGUGCGGCACGGAAGGAGCAGGAGCAACAGUCUCUGGGAGGCUUGUCUCGCUGGGGAUUGAAUUGAAGAGUUUGUACCCAUGGCUCGAUUGUGUAUCAUCGAUCUUUUGGACUCGCUGUACAACUGUAUUCAAGUACAACCAAGUUU
This is a messenger RNA of Filobasidium floriforme, 1031 nucleotides long. RefSeq lists its product as uncharacterized. The transcript has a single exon. Lineage: Eukaryota; Fungi; Basidiomycota; Tremellomycetes; Filobasidiales; Filobasidiaceae. The coding region runs from base 96 to 950 and encodes 284 amino acids. The record is from RefSeq and is a predicted model, not a curated record.